AUGGCUUCCAAUCAGUCGCAUGCGAGUCCGGCGCUGUCAAUACUCGCUGCAAAGCGCUUGGCUCAGCCCAUCAAAUUUCCCUUCACAGCGUACUCGCAUACCCACGACUUGUUGGCCAUUGUAACAUCAGAAUGGAACAUACCGGUCUUUCGCAUUGCAUCCGGACAGAUCGCAUUCACGGUGAAGCGUAAGUCUUCUGACUGUGAGGUCACGGUCUUGAGCUGGAAGCCAGAUGGAACUUGUCUGGGUGUGGGAUGGAGCGAUGGGAGCUACGUUAUUCACGAUGGCGGAUAUGGAAAGAGGAUCACUGAGCCCGAGUUGCAAGUCGAUGGCGAGGAGGAUUGGAGACUGGAUCUGAAAGUAAAAGAGCAAGAGAAAGACAAGGAGAAGAAGCAGGUUGAGGAGGAAAGGAAGAAUGCCCUCGUCCAAAAGAUUUCCGUCAUUGGGUGGAUGGAUCAUGAGGUCGAUCGAGAUGAUGGAAAAAAGAGAGACCGAGUUCUGACGGCUGACGAUUGGUAUGAUGGGCUGGCCGAGUUGGACCUUUCAGACGGGGAUCCCAAGUCCAAGCCGAGCUUGCCGAAUGACCUCCCUCGAGCCAUUACUAUGCUCGAUGUCACAAGAGUCUUGCCCAGGUUGUGCGCGAUACCGCCUCAUGGGUUGAAAGGAGAGCUGGACAAUAAGAUCUUCACAACACAAAUCGGCGUCGAUGAGCUUUUCCCACCGCCUCGGGAUUUAGACGCUUCCAAUCGCCUUCAAAGUCUGUUAAUCUGUCGGGAAGACGGGACUAUACAAGUCCUUCUGGACGAGACUGUCAAGCUAGGUACUUGCAGAAUCAAAGGCAGGGCACUCGCGCAUACAGCUCAUGCGCGAAGUCCUAGUCAUCUCAUACUUUCGGAGGACGAUGAGGGCCGGCGAAUUUCGAAUGUUCUCGAUCUCCCUCUUGAGAAGCUGAGCGGCACUUUACUGCAUGUCAUUGCUACCAACAUGAAGCGGAUCCAGGGGCUCCUUGAAUAUAUUUUGCAGACCGUGCGCUGCAUCGAGCACGACUACGAGUCCAAUAUUGUCGUUUCAGAAAGGUUCUUGAACAUUCUUGAAGGCGAUUUGGAAGACAAGGGAGAAGGCAAUGCUAGGACGAAUCUGUUUCACCUUGCCAUGACCGGAUGCUUCAGUCCAAUAACGCGAGAAUGGACGGGCGAAGUGCUCAAAGAAAAUCAGACGAAGCGGUGGGACCAGGUGAUCAACACGAUGUACAGCUGCAUACAAACUCAUGUUUUUGAGAAUCUAUUGCCUGCGUUAGAGCGCCUCACAAUCGCUGUUACUCGUCUCCGCGGACUCGCCAAAUUCCACGAGCAUACCAACAAGUUCGACUGCCCACAUCGGUUGUUGACAAAUAUCCUUGACAAGGUCGACUGUCUGCGCCUGGUAGCGCACAAAAUGCUGCUGGUGUGCCAGUCUGAACACAGACAAUUUCGCGCAUUCAUCAAAUGGCUCCGCAUGCAGGUCGACAUCGCCAUCGCAGAGCCCUUCUCGGCAAGUGCGCUGGAAACCGAGCAGCGGGAGGUUCCUAAUCUGGAUUAUUCGCUGAUCCUCGCAUUCAUCAAGGAAACUCUCACGGAGAGUAAAUUGGCCAUGCACAUCAGAGACCGACCAAGUAUGGGAGGCGAGACCGACAAGGACAGCUUCUUCGAGCAUCCUGUCAUCAAAGAGAUGAGCUAUGAAAAGGCCAAAGAAUUACUCUUGCGCCUUGAUUCGCUGAAGGCUGACGAAGAGUUACUACUGAAGGAGGUGUAUGAUCCAGCUGCUUUACUCAAUCUCCCAGCCAUCACGUGCAGCCUGGUUGGACAUGUGCGGAUUGCUUUGAAGCACAUUACGAAUUGGCAGAGCAAGAUGCUGCCCAAACCUACCUCUCGCCCAGCCUCAGAAACACCCUUCUCCGAGAUGACAAUGGUUUCGUCACCGGAACUGGGAGGUCCAUCACGGGACAAGACAUUGAGUCUAAUCUCCCUGGCUCCUGAACCCAACGGCACUAUUCGCAUAGAGAAGACUUCCCCAGCAGUCCCAGCGAAGGCCGAAAGUCCCGUCUCUUUCGCAGAAAACAGCACAACGAGCACAGAAACCGUCACCAUCGCAUCCGAAGAAGAAAAUGCGCGCGAGAUUCUUGACGCGAAAUGGAUUCCACACAGCUCGAAUGCUUUCCUCAUCCUCUGCAGAGAUGAAGAAGGGCAUUCGAAGAUCUACCGCACCACUACUGGCCUGGAGCAGCAAUGUCAUGAACAUCUGCACACCUUCCAUGCCAAUGCAGCGUUCAAGCCUGAAAGGAUGCUUGCUGGAGGACGCAAAGGCAAAGUGCUGAUCGUGGUCUUCGGAAACAAAGGACGAGAUUGGAGGGUGCUCGAUCUGGAUGCUGGUGUGGUGCAACAAGAAGGAGGGGCAGAAGAGGAGGUCAUCGAGGAUGAAAUGGAGAUGGAAACGGGUGAAGAAUAG
Molecule: messenger RNA, 2484 nt
Organism: Lecanosticta acicola
Lineage: Eukaryota; Fungi; Ascomycota; Dothideomycetes; Mycosphaerellales; Mycosphaerellaceae
Source: the annotation of a GenBank genome assembly